AUGGAAUAUUCUCCAAAAAACACUUCAGUAUCAGUCAGUCCCUCUGGAGAGAUACUGGAGGGCAGUUCAGUGACUCUGACCUGCAACAACAAAGCCAACCCACCAGUGUACAGAUAUACCUGGUUUAAGAAUGGAGCUGAAAAUUCACAGAGUGGAUCACAGAAGAAUUAUUACACCAUCACUAAUAUCAGAUCUGAAGACAGUGGAAAGUACCGUUGUGUCGCAAGAAAUACGCAUGGAACUGGAACUUCUGAAUUGUAUAGUGUAGAUGUUCAGUAUUCCCCGAAGAACACUUUGGUAUCAAUCAGUCCCUCUGGAGACAUAUUGGAGGGCAGUUUAGUGACUCUGACCUGCAACAGCAAAGCCAACCCAGCAGUGGACACAUACAGCUGGUUUAAGAAUGGAGCUGAAAUCUCACAGAGAGGAUCAAUGCAGGAUUAUGACAUCACUAACAUCACCUCUGAGGACAGCGGAGAGUACUAUUGUGUCGCAACAAAUACACGUGGAACUGGUACCUCUGGAGUAUAUACUGUAAAUGUUCUGUAUUCCCCAAAGGACACUUUGGUAUCAAUCAGUCCCUCUGGAGACAUAGUGGAGGGCAGUUUAGUGACUCUGACCUGCAACAGCAAAGCCAACCCACCUGUGGACACAUAUGCCUGGUUUAAGAAUGGAGCUGAAAUCUCACAGAGAGGAUCACGGCAGAAUUAUAACAUCAGUAUCAUCAGAUCUGAAGACAGUGGAGAGUAUCACUGUGAAGCAAGUAACAAAGUUGGAACUCAAAAGUCUAAUACUGUAAUAUUCAACAUUCAUGGGAACCAGUCAGGGAACCGGUCGGUUGUCAUGUGGACAGUUGGUGGAACGGCAGGCGCGCUGGUUCUUGCAGCUCUUAUUGCUGUUGUGUGGAAGAGAUCAGCAACAAAUGGAUCAGAAGGACAGAAAGAUGAUGGUGUCUAUUCUGACCCCGUCAAUGACACCUACACAAGUCUAGAUAUGAAGACUCUGGAUUCUGAUUAUGACACUCUUAAGACUGUAAGAGGUACGGCCAGUAAAACAAACCCAGAAAAAUGACAUGUAGAAUGGACUCUGUUCUCAGCAAUUACUGUGCUGACUGGACUCAGGAAGAAGAGCAUGUGCUGUUUAUGGCUUUGAUAUAUGACUUAUUCAUGUGUUGCUUGACUCUCACUUUUAUCCAAAGUGGUUUACAAUGCUUAACCUACAUGUCCUUGAGGUAAUGUGUGAGCUGAGGGACAAUGGCACCGUAAAACACGAGCUGGAAUCUUUUGUGGUCCCAAAUUAGUAUAAUCCUUGUUUGUUGCUUCUAAUAGUGUUGAGUCCCUUUGAGAAUAAGUAGUGGCUUCUUUGCUUUAUAAAUGAAUGUGUGUUGUCUUAUGAAAGAUUUGGUGAUUUUGAAAAGAGGGUCCAGGACACUCUAUUCCAUUUACACCUUACCUUCUCUUCUCCUCCUCUUAUAAUUGAUUAAAGGAAACA
Molecule: messenger RNA, 1488 nt
Organism: Scleropages formosus (Asian bonytongue)
Lineage: Eukaryota; Metazoa; Chordata; Actinopteri; Osteoglossiformes; Osteoglossidae
Product: B-cell receptor CD22-like
Exons: 8
Coding region: 1-1068 (355 amino acids)
Biological process (GO): cell-cell adhesion
Cellular component (GO): membrane
Source: RefSeq, a predicted model, not a curated record